This is a messenger RNA of Aspergillus ochraceoroseus IBT 24754, 1767 nucleotides long. RefSeq lists its product as uncharacterized. Gene Ontology annotation, molecular function: copper ion binding; oxidoreductase activity. The record is from RefSeq and is a predicted model, not a curated record. Bases 1 to 1767 code for a protein of 588 amino acids. The transcript has 3 exons. Lineage: Eukaryota; Fungi; Ascomycota; Eurotiomycetes; Eurotiales; Aspergillaceae.
AUGAUCGCACUUGGGCUGGGACUCGGUCUUGGGCUUGGUUUAAGAUCAGUUCAUAAUCACGUCCACGUAUCGUCUAAAAAUGCAACAAACACAUCUACUUCAGACUCUCUGGCUACAAACGAGUUAUGGAGACUGCCUGCAUCGGAGUAUAUCCUGGACAUGGAAAGCUGGGACCUAAAUGCGGCUCCGACAACCCGGGUAUAUAACUUCACUAUAUCAGAGAUCGACGCUUUCCCAGAUGGUAUCCUGCGCAAGGUCUUGGUAAUCAAUGGACAGUAUCCGGCCCCUGUCAUUAGGGUCAACCGUGGUGAUCGGGUGCUCGUGAAUGUGACGAACGAAUUGACCAAUUCCACCACUCUGCACUGGCAUGGCCUAUUCCAGAAUGGAACCAACUGGAUGGAUGGUGUACCUGGCAUCACGCAAUGUGGGAUUUCCCCUGGCCGGAGCUUUCUGUAUAAUUUCACUGUUGAGGGCCAGUAUGGUACUUUUUGGUACCACUCACAUUCUGAUACACAACGAAUGGAUGGCCUUUUCGGACCGCUCAUUAUCCACGCCCCAGAAGAAGCCGAAUACCAAAAGCGAUAUGGGUACACGCAUGAUCAGAUUAUCAUUGUGCAAGAUUAUUACCAUAUGCUGAGUGCCGAAUAUUUGUCUGACUACCUGGCGUCAGGUAAUGAGAAUGCAGAGCCAGUGCCUGACAACGGGCUGCUCCAGGGCACAAACUAUUUCAACUGUUCCUCGUAUGAUACCGAUAGUACUAUGACAUGUUAUGAUAACUCUACACGGGCUCGGAUCUCAGUGGAGAAAGAUCACACAUAUCGGUUCCGCCUCAUUAACAUGGGAGGAUUUGCAACUUUUCAGUUCACAAUUGACAACCACACUAUGACGGUGAUCGAGGGAGACUCCACAAUGGUAGAACCUUUGGAAGUGCAAACCCUUAAAAUCGCGCCGGCGCAACGUUACUCAUUCUUGCUGGAAUCUAACAAAUCCGCAGCUAACUACUGGAUUCGAGCAGAGAUGAACACGGACUGCUUCGCGAGUCCUAAUUCGGUCCUGAACUCUACUACGUUUGGCAUUCUAGCUUAUACUGAUAGCGACGCUCUUCCUGGCACAGACUCAGUCGGUUGGCCGAACAAUGUUGAUCCAUACUGCGAGGAUUUGAAUGCUACCCUUCUGGUCCCUUCAGAGGCACAGGUCGCGCCUGCUGCAGAUCAUUUUUUCGUUAUUCAGUUCUCGUUUGAGAUCGGUGACUAUGCUCUAGACCGUGCAUAUAUCAACGGGACGUCCUACACCAUGUCAGAAAUUCCAACCCUUAAUCGAGUGGUUCCCAAUCUCCGUGCCGGAAACGCGACUUACAAUGAGACGGGGCAGGCGCCAUCUUAUGGACUGGAAAACCAAUACAUUCUCGACAUCCCGACAAAUCAGGUUGUCGAUAUCCUUCUUCAAAACUUUGAUGAUGGUUCGCACCCCUUCCACCUGCAUGGAUAUGCUUUCUGGGUGAUGGCAAGCUCUCAGGAUCAAUAUUUUCCGUGGCACGAGUACGAUUCAAUCAACACAACUAAUCCAAUGCGCAGAGACACAGUGAUGGUCGACGCAUUCUCAUGGACACUCAUAAGGAUUCAAGCAGACAACCCUGGGAUGUGGGCAUUUCACUGCCACAUCGCUUGGCACGUAGCAGCUGGUCUGCUUAUGCAACUUCAAACCCGUGAUGAUUUGAUGAAAGACUGGACGAUACCAGAUGAUGUCCUGGAUUUGUGCGUGUCAUAG